Paramormyrops kingsleyae is the source of this 11914-nucleotide messenger RNA. RefSeq names its product huntingtin (gene htt). Lineage: Eukaryota; Metazoa; Chordata; Actinopteri; Osteoglossiformes; Mormyridae. The record is from RefSeq and is a predicted model, not a curated record. Gene Ontology annotation, cellular component: nucleus; cytoplasm.
GCCCCUAAGCUGUCACAGCACCCACUUCCUAGGGAGGUUGACGGGAUGCGUUAAAGAUGGCUCGCAGAAUUGGAUGCGACGCGAAUUCCGUCCCAUUCAUUUUGGAAUAACAUUGGCGAAACCUAAAACAACCGGCGGACGACAGAAGCGAGGGCUCUGCGGCGUAAGAGCCGCCGCUUGCUUGUCUUCGUACCGGCGGACCGGCGUCUCGCGAGCCGCUCGCGCCCGGUUUUGUUUACGACGCGCGCCCGCCGCUCGUGCGCCUAUUUGUAAAUAUCGUACUGGCGGAAAAUGGCCACCAUGGAGAAGCUGAUGAAGGCCUUCGAAUCGCUGCGCUCAUUCCAGCAGCAGCAGGGACCGCCGUCGGCCGAGGAGCUGGUGCAGAAGCAGAAGAAGGAUCUUACCACCACCAAAAAGGACAGGGUGACUCACUGCCUGACGAUAUGCGAAAACAUCGUGGCCCAGUCCCUGAGGACCUCCCCGGAGUUCCAGAAGUUGCUGGGCAUCGCCAUGGAGAUGUUCCUGCUGUGCAGCGACGAUGGCGAGUCCGACGUCAGGAUGGUGGCGGACGAGUGCCUCAACAAGAUCAUCAAGGCGCUCAUGGACUCCAACCUUCCCCGUCUUCAGCUCGAGCUGUACAAGGAGAUUAAGAAGAACGGCGCCUCACGGAGCCUCAGGGCGGCGCUGUGGAGAUUCGCGGAGCUCGCCCACCUCAUCCGGCCGCAGAAGUGCAGGCCCUACCUGGUGAACCUGCUCCCCUGCCUGACGCGCAUCAGCAAGAGACCCGAGGAGACCGUGCAGGAGACUCUGGCCACCGCCAUCCCCAAGCUCAUGGCCGCCCUGGGGAAUUUCGCCAAUGACAACGAGAUCAAGGUGCUUCUGAAGGCGUUCGUGGCCAACCUGAAGUCCAGCUCAACCACCAUCCGGCGCACGGCAGCCAGCUCCGCCGUCAGCGUGUGUCGGCACUCCCGCCGGCCCCAGUACUUCUACACCUGGCUGCUCAACGUGCUCCUCGGUCUGCUGGUCCCUGUGGACGACGAGCACCCCAGCCCCCUCACGCUGGGGGCUCUGCUGACACUGCGCUAUCUGAUGCCCCUGCUGCAGCAGCAGGUGAAGGACACCACCCUGAAGGGCAGCUUCGGGGUGACACGCAAGGAGCCAGAUAUCUCGCCCACGCCCGAGCAGCUCGUCCAGGUGUUUGAGCUCACGCUGCAUUACACGCAACACCGCGACCACAACGUGGUGACGGCUGCGCUGGAGCUGCUGCAGCAGGUGCUGCGCACGCCCCCGCCAGAGCUGCUCCGCGUGCUCAUCACCGCCGGGAGCGUGCAGCGCGUCGGCGUGUCCCGCGAGGAGGCCGAGAGCCGGGCACGCAGCGGCAGCAUCCUGGAGCUCAUCGCCGGAGGAGGGUCUUCAUGCAGUCCGCUUCUUCUCAGGAAACAGAAAGGCAAGCUGCUCUCCGGAGAGGAGGAGGGGCUUGAGGACGACUCUGAGAGCAGGUCAGAGGUCGGCACAGGAGCCUUCACUGCCUCCGUGACCGGCGACGGCGCUGACGCUCCCUCGGCCUCCCUGGCCCCGGCGGACAUCAUCACGGAGCAGCCGCGCUCCUCCCAGCGCGGCCUGCAGCCCGGCGACUCUGUGGAGCUGAGCGCCUCCUCGGAGCAGGGCUCUCCCGGCUCACCUGAGGAGGAGGAGGAGGAGGACGCGGGGGAAGAAGAGGUGCUGAGCCCCAGCUCCGGCCCGGCCAGCGGCUCCGGCGGCCCCGAAGGCGCCCUGCCUGCCUCGUCGCCCCCCAGCGACAGCUCCCAGACCACCACCGAGGGCCCCGACUCAGCUGUCACUCCCUCCGACUGCGCCGAGCUCGUUCUGGAUGGCAGUGAGAGCCAGUACUCGGGGAUGCAGAUCGGUACACUUCAGGAUGAAGAGGAGGAAAACGCAAACACCACUGCUGAGGAGACCUUGGAGUCCCUCUCCAGAACUGCCCUUGUGUUGAGCAAGCCUCACCUCCUAGAGAACAAAGGGCACAGUCGGCAGUCGUCCGACAGCAGCGUGGACAGACUGGUGCUCAAGGAAGAGGUGGUGGAGCCCACAGAGCUGGAGAACAAGCCUUCGAGGAUAAAAGGAGAGAUCGGACACUACACAGACCCAAGGGCCGAGCCGCUGGUGCACUGUGUCCGCCUCUUGUCUGCAUCCUUCCUGCUCACGGGACAGAAAGAUGGCCUGGUGCCAGACAAGGAGGUGCGGGUGAGCGUGAAGGCGCUGGCGGUGAGCUGCGUGGGGGCGGCCGCCGCCCUGCUCCCCGAGGCCUUCUUCAGCAGCCUGUACCGAGAGCCUCUGGAGGGGCUGCCGUCGGACGAGCAGCAGUACGUCACCGACAUCCUGAGGUACGUCGACCACGGAGACCCGCAGAUCCGGGGAUCCACCGCCAUCCUGUGUGGGACUGUCAUCCAUUCCGUCCUCACCAAGACCCGGUUCAACGUGGAACCCUGGUUGGUUGCGGUGAAAACCUCAACGGGAAACCCCAUGUCUGUGGUGGACCUCGUGCCUCUGCUGCAGAAGACCUUAAAGGACGAGUCUUCUGUCACUUGCAAGAUGUCUUGCGCCGCCGUUAGGCACUGCAUCAUGGCCCUGUGCUGCAGCAGUUUCAGUGAACUGGGCCUGCAACUGGUCAUCAACCUCCUGACCCUGAGGGACUGCUCCUAUUGGCUGGUCAGGACCGAGCUGCUGGAGACGCUCGCCGAGAUGGAUUUUCGGUUAAUAAGUUUCCUGGAGAGGAAGACGGAGCAUUUGCAUAAGGGGGACCACCAUUACACUGGGCUGCUGAAGUUACAGGACAGGGUGCUGAACGAUGUCGUCCUAUACCUCCUGGGUGAUGAGGACCCGCGAGUGCGUCAUGUGGCCGCAGCCACGGUCGGCAGACUCGUCUCCAGGCUGUUCUACGACUGCGACCAGGGCCAGGGAGACCCAGUGGUGGCCAUCGCUCGGGACCAGAGCAGCGUGUACCUGCAGCUGCUGAUGCACGAGAACCAGCCCCCAUCCCAGUUCACAGUCAAUACCAUCACCAGGACGUACAGAGGGUACAGCCUCUCCCCACACUCAUCUGACAUCACCCUGGAAAACAGCCUGUCCCGCGUGAUCACGGCCGUGUCGCACACCCUCACCUCGUCCACCUCCCGCCCCCUCACGUUCGGCUGCUGCGAGGCCUUGUGCCUGCUGUCCUCCGCCUUCCCAGUGUGCACCUGGAGCGUGGGCUGGCAUUGUGGCUAUAUCGGCUCCUCCACCAAUCAGCAAAGCCGCUCGAGUCUCUACAAGAACAGGAGUCGUUCCUUCAGCCAGUCCCAGCCUGGUUCAGGUGACGAUCUGAAGAAGACCUGCACCGUGGGCAUGGCUAACAUGGUGCUGUCGCUGCUGGCAUCUGCCUGGUUCCCGCUCGACCUCUCCGCCCACCAGGAUGCCCUGCUCCUGAUGGGCAACCUGCUCGCAGCCGCUGCUCCCAAAUGCAUGAGGAGUCCCUGGUUGGGGGAGGAGGAGUCCGCCUCCGGGAGCGGCAAGCAGGAGGAGGCGUGGCCGGCGCUGGGAGACCGCGCCGUGGCGGCUAUGUUGGAGCAGCUCUUCUCCCACCUGCUCAAGAUCAUCAAUAUCUGCGCGCACGUUGUGGAUGAGGUGGCCCCGGGGCCUGCGGUGAAGGCCACCCUCCCCUCGCUGUCCAACACGCCGUCACUGAGCCCCAUUAGGAGGAAGAGCAAAGAGAAGGAGCCGGUGGAAACCAACGCCACCCCCAUGAGUCCCAAGAAGAGCGGUGACGGCAGUCAGGCCAGACCCACGGAGGGUACGGGGCCUGCCACUAUCAACAAGUCCACCUCGCUGGGCAACUUCUACCACCUGCCCCCCUACCUGAAGCUCUAUGACGUGUUGAAGGCCACCCACACCAACUACAAGGUGACACUAGACCUUCACAAUCCCAGCGAGAAGUUCGGCGGUUUCCUGAGGUCGGCGUUGGACGUGCUGUCCCAGCUGCUGGAACUGGCGACACUGCAUGACAUUGGAAAGUGUGUAGAAGAAAUCCUGAGCUACUUGAAGUCUUGCUUCUCCAGAGAACCUACCAUGGCCACAGUGUGUGUGCAGCAGCUUCUCAAGACCCUUUUUGGAACCAACCUGGCCUCCCAGUAUGACGGCUCCUCGUCGAACCCCAGCAAGUCCCAGGGCAAGGGGCUGCGACUGGGCUCCUCCAGCCUGCGGCCAGGACUCUAUCACUACUGCUUCAUGGCCCCCUACACGCACUUCACCCAGGCGCUGGCCGACGCCAGCCUGCGCAACAUGGUGCAGGCCGACCUGGAGCAGGACGCCUCCGGGUGGUUUGAUGUGAUGCAGAAGGUGUCCAACCAGCUUAGGUCAAGCAUCGCCAAUGUCACCCGACACAGGGGGGAGAAGAACGCCAUCCACAAUCACAUCCGGCUCUUUGAGCCGCUGGUCAUCAAGGCUCUAAAGCAGUACACCACCAGCACGUCCGUCCUCCUGCAGAAGCAGGUCCUGGAUCUGCUGGCACAGCUCGUGCAGCUCCGUGUCAACUACUGCCUGCUGGACUCGGACCAGGUGUUUAUUGGCUUUGUUCUCAAGCAGUUUGAGUACAUUGAGGUGGGACAGUUUAGGGAUUCCGAGGCCAUCGUACCCAACAUUUUCCUCUUCCUGGUGCUGCUGUCCUACGAGCGCUACCACUCCAAGCAGAUCAUCAGCAUCCCAAAGAUCAUCCAGCUGUGCGACGGCAUCAUGGCCAGCGGGCGCAAGGCUGUCACCCACGCGAUCCCCGCACUGCAGCCUAUCGUCCACGACCUGUUCGUACUGCGCGGCUCCAACAAGGCGGACGCUGGCAAGGAGCUGGAGACCCAGAAGGAGGUGGUGGUGUCCAUGCUUCUGCGUCUCAUCCAGCACCACCAGGUUCUGGAGAUGUUCAUCCUGGUGCUGCAGCAGUGUCACAAGGAGAACGAGGACAAGUGGAAGAGGCUUUCCCGGCAGAUCGCUGACGUCAUACUGCCCAUGAUCGCCAAGCAGCAGAUGCACUUGGACUCCCACGAGGCCUUGGGAGUGCUGAACACGCUGUUCGAGACGGUGGCCCCUUCUUCGCUGCGGCCUGUGGACAUGCUCUUGAAGAGCAUGUUUGUCACCCCCAGCACCAUGUCGUCUGUGGGCACGGUGCAGCUGUGGGUGUCGGGCAUCCUGGCCGUGCUGCGCGUCCUCAUCUCCCAGUCCACCGAGGACAUCGUGCUGUCCCGCGUCCAGGAGCUGUCGCUGUCCCCCUUCCUCCUCUCCUGCGCCACCAUCCAGCUUCUCCGCCAGGACGCCGCCCCGGCGCCCUGUAGCGAGGAGAUCAACGGCGACUCUCAGCGGCACCUGCCGGAGGAGACCUUCGCUAGGUUCCUGCUGCAGCUGGUUGGGGUCCUGCUAGACGACAUCUCCACCAAGCAGGUGAAGGUGGAUAUGAGCGAACAGCAGCACACCUUCUACUGCCAGCAGCUGGGGACCCUGCUCAUGUGCCUCAUCCAUAUCUUCAAGUCAGGGAUGUUCCGGAGAAUCACGGCGGCGGCCACCAAGCUGCUGAAGGCCGAGGGGGCCGAGACCACUUUCUACACGCUGGAGGGCUUGAACAGCGCGGCUCAGAGCCUCAUCCCCACGCACCCCGCGCUGGUGCUGCUGUGGUGCCAGAUUCUGCUGAUCAUCAACUACACCAACUACGCAUGGUGGUCUGAGGUGCAUCACACCCCCAGGAGGCACAGUCUGUCCUGCACUAAGCUGCUGAGCCCCCAGCCGUCCGGAGACGGGCCAGAGGACAGACCGGAGGCCAGGCUGGCCGUCUGUAACCGGGAGGUGGUCCGCAGGGGCGCGCUCAUCCUCUUCUGUGACUACGUGUGCCAGAACCUGCACGACUCGGAACACCUGACCUGGCUCAUCGUGAACCACGUGCGAGACCUGAUCCGCCUUUCCCAUGAGCCUCCGGUACAGGACUUCAUCAGCGCCGUGCACCGCAACUCCGCGGCUAGCGGCCUCUUCAUCCAAGCCAUCCAGUCGCGCUGUGAAAACCUCUCCACGCCCACCAUGCUGAAGAAGACACUGCAGUGCCUGGAGGGGAUCCACCUCAGCCAGUCGGGGGCACUGCUGAUGCUGUACGUGGACAAGCUGAUCAACACGCCGUUCCGCGUGCUGGCGCGCGUGGUGGACACUCUGGCCUGCAGGCGCGUGGAGAUGCUGCUGGCCGAGACCUUGCAGAACAGCAUAGCCCAACUGCCCCUGGAGGAGCUGGACAGGAUCCAGGAGUACCUUCAGAGCAGCGGCUUAGCUCAGAGGCAUCAGAGGCUCUUCUCCCUGCUGGACAGGUUCAGGGCAACCAUCGCGGAACAUUCUACUAGCCCAGGGCCGCCGGUCACCCCGCAUCCCCUGGACGGAGAACCUUCUCCAGCCCCAGAGACGGUCAUCCCAGACAAGGAUUGGUACCUGGCACUGGUCAAGUCCCAGUGCAGUGUGCACACUGACAUUGCCCUGCUGGAAACCACUGAGCUGCUCACCAAACUGCCCCAAGCAGAUCUCUCCUCCAUUAUGAUGUGCAAGGAGUUUAACCUGAACCUGCUGUCGCCGUGUCUGAGCGUGGGGGUGCAGCGCCAGACCCAGGAGCGUGGGAGUGUCCUCCUGGAGACCACCCUGCAGGUCACCCUGGAACACCUGGCCAGGACUGUGCAGCUCCUGCCCGUUCCGCACCAGCCCUUCCCCCCCCCCACCGACCAAGUGACCUCCGACACUAUGACGUCCACCUACUGGGACAAGCUGGCAGACGUCUUCAGUGAGCUCGUGUUCUACCAGACUGUCAUGAGCCUGUGCAGGGCUAUCAGUCAGUAUCUGCUGUCGUUGUCCAAGCUCCCUGCUUCCCAGCAGAUCCCUGCAGACAAAGAGGCUCUAAUGGUCAACUUUGCGGUGCUGGCCCUGGAGUUGGUGCUGUGGCGCCUCCUACAGGACCAGCCCAUGCUAACCGUGGACGUAGAGGCGGCCCUGUCCUGCUGCUGCCUGACCCUGCAGCAGCCCGGCCUCUGGGCCCACCUCGCCACCGCCUCACAUUCCAGUCAGGCCUGCUCCCUCAUCCGCUGCGUGCGGCUACUCAUCGAAGCAGUGGCGGUGGAACCUGGGGACCAGCUCCUGCGACCUGAGAGGAAGAAGACGACCUCGGACAGAGGCAGCGAGGAUGAUCAGGUGGAUUCCGCGUCCCCAGCCGGGGUGUGCGUCAGGAGUGCAUGUGAGGUCACAGCGGAGCUAGUGGAGGCACUUCAGAGCGUGCUGGCGCUGGGCCACCCCAGGAGCAGCCGGAUCCCAGCCUUCCUCAUGCCCACGCUGUGCAACAUCAUCAUCAGCCUGGCCAGGCUGCCACUGGUCAAUAGCUACGCCAGGGUGCCCCCACUGGUCUGGAAGCUGGGCUGGUCCCCCAGGCCGGCUGGAGAAUUUGGCUCAGCCCUCCCAGAAAUCCCUGUGGAGUUCCUGCAGGAGAAGGACGUCUUCAGGGAGUUCCUCUACCGCAUCAAUACCCUGGGGUGGAGCAGCCGGACGCAGUUCGAGGAGACCUGGGCAACGUUGCUGGGAGUGCUGGUCACUCAGCCCAUCACCAUGGACCAUGGAGAUGAGAACCAGCAGGAGGAGGACCUGGAGCGGACACAGAUCAACGUGCUCGCGGUCCAGGCCAUCACGUCUCUGGUGCUGAGCGCCAUGACGCUGCCCAUCGCCGGGAACCCGGCAGUCAGCUGCCUGGAGCAGCAGCCCCGCAACAAGACCCUGAAAGCCCUGGACACUCGGUUUGGUAGGAAGCUAUGCGUGAUCCGCGGUGUCGUGGAGCGUGAGAUCCAGGCCAUGGUGUCCAAGCGGGACAACAUCGCCACUCAUUUCCCCUACCAGGCCUGGGAUCCCGUGCCGUCUCUGUCCUCCUCAUCUACAGGUACCCUGAUCAGCCAUGAGAAACUGCUUCUCCAGAUCAACACCGAGAGGGAGCUGGGAAACAUGGAGUACAAACUGGGCCAGGUGUCCAUCCACUCGGUCUGGCUAGGCAACAACAUCACACCCCUGAGGGAGGAGGAGUGGGGGGAGGAUGAGGAGGAUGAGACGGACACCCCAGCGCCGGUGUCACCGCCUACCUCUCCCAUCAACUCCAGGAAACACCGUGCCGGUGUGGACAUUCACUCGUGUUCCCAGUUCCUGCUGGAGCUCUACAGCCAGUGGAUCCUGCCCAGCAGCCCAAGCCACAGGAAAACCCCGGUGGUGCUGAUCAGCGAGGUGGUACGUUCGCUGCUGGCCGUAUCCGAUUUGUUCACGGAGAGGAACCAGUUCGAGAUGAUGUACAACACGCUGACUGAGCUGCAGAAGGUCCACCCUGCUGAAGACGAGAUCCUCAACCAGUACCUGGUGCCGGCAAUUUGCAAGGCUGCUGCCGUUCUGGGCAUGGACAAGGCGACCGCAGAGCCUGUGUGUCGUCUACUGGAGGCCUCGCUCCGCAGCACCCACCUGCCCAGCCGGAUCGGAGCUCUGCACGGCGUCCUAUACGUGUUGGAGUGCGACCUCCUGGACGACACCGCCAGGCAGCUCAUCCCCUCCGUCUCCGAUUACCUGCUGUCCAACCUGCGCUCCAUCGCUCACUGUGUGCAGCUGCACAACCAGCAGCACGUGUUGGUCAUGUGCGCCGCUGCCUUCUACAUGAUGGAGAACUACCCGCUGGAUGUGGGCUCGGAGUUUACUGGCGGGGUUAUCCAGGUUUGUGGGGUGAUGGUGUCGGCCAAUGAGGAGUCCACGCCCUCCAUGGUGUACCAUUGCGUGUUGCGGGGCAUGGAGCGCCUCCUGCUGUCAGAGCAACUGUCCCGGCUAGACUCCGAGGCCCUGGUCAAGCUCAGUGUGGACCGAGUCAACAUGUCAAGCCCGCACCGGGCCAUGGCCGCCUUGGGUCUGAUGCUCACCUGCAUGUACACGGGUAAGCAGGGUAUUCCUGUUGCGGAGGCGGCAGCAUGCGCACGGGAUCCUGUGGUGCCAUGUCACCCCUCCCCCCGCUUCCCUUUACCCCCAGGGAAGGAGAAAUGCAGCCCCGGGCGAGUCACCGACACGGAGCCCGCAGCCCCCGACAGCGAGUCCAUCAUUGUGGCUAUGGAACGCGUGUCUGUGCUCUUUGACAGGAUCCGGAAGGGCUUUCCUUUUGAGGCCCGCGUGGUCGCCCGCAUCCUGCCUCAGUUCUUGGAUGACUUCUUCCCCCCACAGGACGUUAUGAACAAGGUCAUCGGAGAGUUCCUGUCCAAUCAGCAGCCAUACCCACAGUUCAUGGCAGCAGUGGUCUACAAGGUGUUCCAGACACUGCAUGCCACGGGCCAGUCGUCCAUGGUGCGGGACUGGGUCCUGCUCUCCCUGUCCAAUUUCACACAGAGGACCCCGGUGGCCAUGGCCAUGUGGAGCCUCUCCUGCUUCUUUGUCAGCGCCUCCACCAGCCAGUGGAUCAGCGCCCUCCUGCCGCACGUCAUCAGCCGCAUGGGCAAGUCUGAGCUCGUCGACGUCAACCUCUUCUGCCUGGUAGCCAUAGACUUCUACAGGCACCAGAUUGACGAGGAGCUUGACCGCCGGGCCUUCCAGUCGGUCUUCGAGGUGGUCGCCUGCCCAGGCAGCCCCUACCACCGGCUGCUCGGCAGCCUGCAGAACAUCCACCGGGUCACCACCUUCUGAGGGCCACCUGAGCCACGAGCCAACAGGGAGCGCCGGCCUCCCAUCUGAGUGACCACUAGGGGGCAGGAGAGGGCAGGGGGCUGCAUCUGUGUGCCUCUGCCUUCAAACUCACCCCAAGACCCCCCCGAAAGAAAGAUUCCCUCUUAGCACCACUAAAACUCUCCGGUUCUUAAUGCUUUUUGGCUCAGCUUGAUCCACUUCCCCCGGCAUGGACUCAACACUACUGUGUAAGGAGCUCUCUCUCUCUCGCUCUCUCGCUCUCUCGCUCUCUCGCUCUCUCUCUCUCUCUCUCUCUCUCUCUCCCCCUGUCCCUCGGUACUUGAAACUGAAGCUCUUGUGAAUGAAAAAUGAAUCCUGACAUUCCCUUUAAGGGGGAGCUUGAGUCAGACCUGUAGGGUUAAGCGCCUAUAGUUAAAGAAAUUACUAUUUUUGAGUGUGUUUUGUUACUGAAGACUAAAUUGAACUCUAUAUGACUGGCCAGAAAAGCACUAUAAACCCUGCCUGAUGUCCACAGUGGUCAAACUUGUAUUUUUUUAAUCGCUUCAUAAUUUCUCUCUGUCCUUUUAAAAUGUCCAGGUCUCCGUAAUUCCUUUAAAUCUCUGGAUAGCCAUAGACAGCUGGGACUGUGUUUAACCGCAAUCCUCCCCUGGCCGGUUGCAAUCAUUCCCUGUAUGCAGUUACCCAGCACAAUACAUGUGUCUGUCUCUGCAUCCUUGGGGUGGGAGGGGGGGCACAUACUAAAUCAGAGUUGCUUCUUUUGUCUUGUCUUUUUUUUUUGUUUUUUUUAUUUUUAAUUCUCAGGACGUAAGAAGAGAUUAUACUGACUGGAAGUGUCUUUUAAUGGAAACCUUUCUAUAUCAUGUAUAGUCUGUACAAUUGUAAAACCUGUGCUGCAUGAGAUCUGUGUUUUAAAACAAAAAAGGAAAAAGAAAGAGUGGAGGAAGAGUAGGGGAAGAUGAAAGCUGGUACUGAGCGCGACUGUUUCCUAGGAUGUUUCUGUCGUGGCCCUCGGUCCUGCAAUCUAUAACUCACUGCGCCAAGCAAUAAACAAACUGCUGCACCCGGUAUGGCUAACCCUCUAUCACGAACCACAAGCCUCCGUUCGGAGCCACGUUGACGUGAGAUUUGCGGCCUGACUGGAUUACCUGUAAAUACAAGUACUAGCUACGUAAAUUGAUUACUUUGUGUAUAUUAGAGCUGCAGCAUGCUACGAGUCCGCUUUUGAACGGAAAUGGAUAUUUUUUUAGGUUGCAUCGGUCUCAGAAAGAGGCUACUUCGGUAGUGAAAGAAUGUUCCGGGGGUUUGCGUUGCCUGUAACCUGGAGGAUCGUCACUGUCGCUUGCUGCAGUGUUCGCAAAUCCGCCUCACUCCACUUCUUUGAAGCUUUAAGCUGCAGUUCCUCAGUUCAGACUCGUACCGGAGCCCCUGCUUCACCUUAGUCACCAGAUUAAGUGCCUGUUAGCGCUUAAACAUGGAAUCUACACAGAGCUGCUGCCGUCUCUAAUCGUGUUGCUCAGUGGAAAUCCGUAGCAGCAGAUUUAUUGGAUGCAAAGUUGACGUCAUGGCAAGAUGAUCUAUAUUUUGUUUUGUUUUCAACACCUGUAAGAGUGGUCAUUUCAUGGUAGACACUGAAAUUGUGCGACACUGCACUUUGGAAGCUCUUUCCAACUGUAUAUUUCGAAUUCAAGCAAGGCUUUCAAAAUUGCUCAGUUUUAGCUGUGGAUUAACUUGUGGGUAAUCCCCUUAAUGACUCUAGUCAGAGAUUGUAAGCUGCAGCUUCUUUGAAAUUAAACCAUGUGGCUCGUCCGACCUCUGUAACAAUACUGGAGAUUGUUUUCCUCAUUCCAUCGGGGUCCUGAAUCCCUCAUUUUUGAAAUGUGAAGCUUUAAGUUGUUCCCAUAUUUUGGCAGCACAUAUCAUGUUCAGCUGUUUCCUUUUUGCUGGGGGGGGGGGGCCAGGGAUGCGUCUUGUGCGAUGUCGUGGUCGUCGUCGCCGCUCAGACCUCGGACAUUUGUGCCCGCGGUGUUUUUCCUGUGCAAGGCUGUGAAGGGACGAAUCUGGAGCCUUUACACAAGAUUGGUCGCUGUUAUGCUUUCAUAUUACGAGAGAAGAUUGUAUUACAUUUUAUGUCAUGUUUUAACAUUACGUGAAAAAAAAUAUGUAAAACAAUAAAAUGUUUUAAAUUGAA